AUGAGUGGAAAAUUUGUUCGUGCUUCUAAAUAUAGACACGUCUUUGGCCAAGCGGCCAAAAAGGAACUGCAAUAUGAAAAACUCAAAGUGACCAACAACGCAUGGGACUCCAACUUGCUAAAAACGAAUGGUAAAUUUAUUGCGGUGAAUUGGAAUGCCUCUGGAGGUGGUGCAUUCGCUGUCAUUCCGAUCGAGGAAGUGGGCAAGGCUCCAGAUCAAGUGCCUUUGUUCAGAGGCCACACUGCGCAGGUCUUGGAUACCGAUUUUGAUCCGUUUAAUGACCACAGGAUUGCUUCCGGUUCCGAUGAUUCUAAGAUUGGUAUUUGGGACAUACCGGAAAACUACAAAUUUCACGAUCAUGUAGAUGAAGAUGGAGAGCCAAUUGAUAUCAAACCAGUAAAGUUUUUGACAGGACACGCAAGGAAAGUUGGACAUGUUCUUUAUCAUCCCGUCGCUGAGAAUGUAUUAGCAUCCUCUUCAGGUGACUAUACUGUUAAAUUAUGGAAUGUGGAAACUGGAAAGGACAUGAUUACUUUGAAACAUCCAGAUAUGGUCACAUCCAUGUCAUUUUCGUAUGAUGGUAAUUAUCUUGCCACAGUGGCUCGAGAUAAGAAACUACGAGUCUGGAAUAUCAGAGAAGAAAAAAUUGUUAGCGAAGGGCCUGCCCAUACGGGUGCAAAAAACCAAAGGGUGGUAUGGUUAGGAAACUCUGACAGAUUGGCUACUACUGGUUUUUCAAAAUUGAGUGAUCGUCAAAUCGGUAUUUGGGAUGCCUUCAACAUUGAAAAGGGAGAUUUGGGAGGCUUCUACACUGUCGACCAAUCAUCAGGUAUUUUGAUGCCCUUUUAUGACGAAGGGAAUAAGAUUCUUUACUUGGUGGGGAAAGGUGAUGGUAAUAUUCGAUACUACGAAUUUCAAAACGACGAGCUGUUUGAGUUGUCUGAAUUCCAAUCCACAGAAGCACAGAGAGGCUUUGCUGUAGCGCCUAAGCGAAUGGUGAACGUCAAAGAAAACGAAGUCUUAAAAGGUUUCAAGACUGUCGUUGAUCAGCGUAUCGAACCGGUAUCUUUCUUUGUUCCAAGGAGAUCAGAGGAGUUCCAAGAAGAUAUCUACCCGGAUGCACCUUCCAAUAAGCCAGCUUUAACUGCUGAAGAGUGGUUUUCUGGCAAGUCUGUUGAAGGUCCAAUUCUCGUUAGUAUGAGAUCUAUCUAUGACGGUUCCGCACCAAGCUUUCAUGAGGCUAAAAGACCUCAACAGCCAACAACUCAAGAAACAGCUCUUGAAGAGAAAAAGGAGCAGCCUAAAGUGGAGAAGCCAAUCAGCGAAUCCGAAAAGGAGGUGAAACAAGAAGCUCCAAAAUCUCCCUCACCGCUAAAGUCGGCCUCCUCAUCUUCUACAAUCAACCAUGUAUUAAAGGAAGAUAAUUCGAUCAACAAGUUGUUGAAGAAAUCCUCCGAUAUUGAUCAAGUUAACAACGCCGAAGAUCCGUCUAGGGAUACCUCCGGAUGGGAAGAAGCCGAUGAUGAGCCAGCUCCUAUCAAAAUCGAAACCCCAGUCACUCCAACAGAAACUAAAAAGGAUCGCACACCUAAGGUCGAACCUUCAAAAGAAUUGAAGCCAGAGCCAGUGUCUAUCGCAACAGAUAGAAAACAGGAGCAAAGCUUACCUCAAGAAGAGAAGUCCUCUGAGAAAACAAAGUCCCCUGAGCAGGAAAAAUCCGCAACACCUCCUUCUUCAAUUACGGCUGCUAAGACAGCCAUUACUGCCAGCAGUAAGGAAGAGCCAUCCGCGGCAAGGACAUCACCUAAGUCAUUGGGUUUAAAAAAGUCUGUCGAAAAACUAUCUACAUUGGUUCUGCAAUUAGAAGAUGUAGUUGAUAAAUUAACGAAAGCAAAUCUUGACAAAGAUGAGCGCCUGUUAAAGUUGGAACAAAAAAUUGGCGAACUGUCAAAAUGA
This is a messenger RNA of Saccharomyces cerevisiae S288C, 1956 nucleotides long. It is a transcript of the gene CRN1, whose product is annotated as coronin. Lineage: Eukaryota; Fungi; Ascomycota; Saccharomycetes; Saccharomycetales; Saccharomycetaceae. Gene Ontology annotation, cellular component: actin cortical patch. The transcript has a single exon. The coding region runs from base 1 to 1956 and encodes 651 amino acids. The record is from RefSeq and is marked reviewed.